AAGCAGGAGCCCAUUCUUAGUUUUUGGGACAUCAAGAAAGUAAACUCGGACAAAAAUUUAAGCUACGAUAUUACUUUCUGAAAGGGACCUCCGGGACUAGAACAUUGUUCUUUUUUUUACAUUCCACUGAGGUUGUGCAGAAGCCAGAGAAAAGGAGUUGUCAUCAUGGCGCUAAUGAUUCUGCCAUUCAUUGGAUCAGUGUCGGUAUCUGAGAGUUUGGUGGCCAUGACAACAGUGUGUCUGGUCUACCUGAUCCUCAAGUUUUAUUACAAGCAAAUCCCUGAAGGGCUACGCCGGCUGCCAGGACCAAAACCUCUUCCUAUCAUUGGGAAUGUGCUGGAGGUGGGCAACAAACCUUACCUGAGUCUCACUGCCAUGAGCAAGCGCUAUGGCAAUGUCUUUCAGAUCCAGAUCGGCAUGCGUCCUGUGGUAGUGCUGAGUGGCAGUGAAACAGUUCGACAGGCUCUCAUCAAGCAGGGGGACGAGUUUGCAGGCCGACCUGACCUGUACAGCUUUCAGUUUAUCAAUGAUGGCAAGAGUCUGGCCUUCAGUACAGACCAGGCCGGUGUCUGGCGUGCCCGCAGGAAGCUGGCCUACAGUGCCCUACGCUCCUUUGCCACCCUGGAGGGCACCACACCUGAGUAUUCCUGCAUGCUGGAGGAGCACAUCUGCAAAGAGGGAGAGUAUCUGAUCAAACAGCUCAACACAGUCAUGAAGGCCGAUGGCAGCUUCGACCCCUUCCGCCACAUUGUGGUCUCUGUUGCUAAUGUGAUCUGUGGCAUGUGUUUUGGCCGACGCUACGACCAUGAUGACCAGGAACUUGUCAGCUUGGUGAACCUCAGUGACGAGUUUGGACAAGUGGUAGGCAGCGGAAACCCGGCAGACUUCAUCCCUCUUCUUCGAUUCCUGCCAAGCGCAACAAUGAAGAAGUUUGUGGACCUAAAUGAUCGCUUCAUUACGUUUGUGCAAAAGAUCGUCACAGAUCACUAUUCCACCUUUGAUAAGGACAACAUUCGCGACAUCACGGACUCCCUCAUUGAUCACUGUGAGGACAGGAAGCUGGAUGAGAACUCAAAUGUCCAGAUGUCAGAUGAGAAGAUUGUAGGAAUCGUCAACGACCUGUUUGGAGCUGGUUUUGACACCAUCUCCACCGCCCUGUCUUGGUCAGUGAUGUACUUGGUGGCUUACCCAGAGUUACAGGAGAGGCUUUACCAAGAAUUGAAGGAUGAAGUGGGUCUGGAUCGCAGUCCUCUUCUCUCUGACAAACCCAAACUACCGUUUUUGGAAGCUUUCAUCCUGGAAAUCUAUCGCCAUUCCUCAUUUCUUCCAUUCACUAUUCCUCACUGCACAACAAAAGACACAUCUCUGGAUGGGUACUUCAUUCCCAAAGACACAUGUGUCUUCAUCAAUCAGUGGCAGAUCAACCAUGACCCUGAGCUGUGGAAAGAGCCAUCUACCUUCAACCCAGAACGCUUCCUGAGCCUUGACGGCACUGAGCUCAACAGACUAGAGGGGGAAAAGGUGAUGAUUUUCGGCAUGGGAAAGCGGCGCUGCAUCGGCGAGGUCAUUGCAAGAAAUGAAGUCUUCCUCUUCUUGGCAAUCAUUGUCCAGAAGCUCCAGUUCCUGGCAAUUCCUGGAGAGCCACUGGACAUGACCCCAGAAUACGGUCUCACAAUGAAGCACAAGCGCUGUCACCUGAGAGCCACAAUGAGAUCAAGAAAUGAGCAGUGAAGCAGUUGUUGAAAUCAAAUGCGUAUGACUCAAUUUGUGGAAUAAGUUGACUCUAACAUUUAAUGAGUCAGAGCCAGGUUAAACUCUGUGAAAGAUGUAUCUUUCUCAAAGUGUAAGGCACUGGAUGCCAAAUUUGCGCUACAGAGCUAAUGGCAUUAAAGCAAAUAAGUGAUUUUGCUAGCUGCAGAUUGUCAGAGAUGUCUUGGUUUGCAUCUCUGUCAUGUUCUUGGUUCUAAGAGAUAUUCCUGCACAUGAUUGGUGCUUCUGUAUGAAGUAUAAGAAGGAGUUGUAAAAUACUUAGUGACUAAGUUGCCUGUUCAACUUUGGGACAAACAGUGUGUUUUACUGCACAGCAUUAUUGUUGAGAUCUCUGGGCCCUCUGUUUUUUUCUGUGACACAAGCCUCUGGAAAGAACAAAAUAUUAUCUUUUGAUACUAUUUACUUGUAUAAGCUAAUUAAUUGUAUUCCAUUGUAAUGUGGAUGUAAGACACUGAAGCUAUAUUUUUAUCCCAAAAUGUGAUUUUGUUUGUAUAUUAAGCUCUUUGUACUUUUUAAAGUCAAUUUUGGUUGCGGAGUAUUUGUAUAUAUUUGAGGUGAAAUAGUUUUGCUGUGCAUCAAGGUGAAAUAUCAGGACACCAAGAGUCUCAGUGAUAAAUAAAAUAUGUUAGAAGGCUUUAAAAUAAUGUAUUUCUAUCUCUAAUUUGUCAAUGAUUGUAAAAGAUGUAAGGGCAUAUGAUCUGAGUCUUUUUUUAAGCAACCACACUGAUUAAAAUAAACAUUUA
Notolabrus celidotus (New Zealand spotty) is the source of this 2513-nucleotide messenger RNA. RefSeq names its product cytochrome P450 1A1 (gene cyp1a). The record is from RefSeq and is a predicted model, not a curated record. Bases 166 to 1731 code for a protein of 521 amino acids. Gene Ontology annotation, molecular function: heme binding; oxidoreductase activity, acting on paired donors, with incorporation or reduction of molecular oxygen, reduced flavin or flavoprotein as one donor, and incorporation of one atom of oxygen; iron ion binding. Gene Ontology annotation, biological process: hormone biosynthetic process; progesterone metabolic process. The transcript has 7 exons. Lineage: Eukaryota; Metazoa; Chordata; Actinopteri; Labriformes; Labridae.